AUGGAUUUCAUUUUGGUCCAUUACGAGAACAGGAACGAAACUAGUGUGUACUUCACGAGAAGACAUGAUAUAAUCACAGCGACCCUCCAAUACAUGAUCGUCCGUUUGAAUUGUCAAGAUGAAAGUGGGUUGUUCUUUGGUACCUUUGUAGGCUAUGCCUCUGGAAGAAGUUUAAAUUCAUCCGGUUUCGUUGAAAGCUCGGCUUUACAAUUUGUUUACCCAUACACCAGUGGAAUAUACCGCGUUGAUGAUAAUAAUGAACUUAUUCUCGUUGGCUAUAUCAGUCACGAAAACUUGCGAUCGCUAUAUAGACACAGAUGUCCUGAGUGUGAACGAUUAUUCCGUUACCCAAGCAUUUUGAACGAUCAUCUAAACGUUCAUACUGGAGAUAGGCGUAUGUCAAAUGAAUAA
Molecule: messenger RNA, 411 nt
Organism: Acaulospora morrowiae
Lineage: Eukaryota; Fungi; Glomeromycota; Glomeromycetes; Diversisporales; Acaulosporaceae
Source: the annotation of a GenBank genome assembly